Molecule: messenger RNA, 1760 nt
Organism: Mucor mucedo
Lineage: Eukaryota; Fungi; Mucoromycota; Mucoromycetes; Mucorales; Mucoraceae
Product: Six-hairpin glycosidase-like protein
Exons: 7
Coding region: 13-1623 (536 amino acids)
Biological process (GO): carbohydrate metabolic process
Molecular function (GO): hydrolase activity, hydrolyzing O-glycosyl compounds
Source: RefSeq, a predicted model, not a curated record
CUAUUAUAAACAAUGACUAACACUGAACAAGCUUAUGGAAAGUGGAGAUCCAAAUACAUGAAGACCUAUAAAAAUGGUCUCUACGUUUACUAUAAAGAAAAAAGUGAAGGAUCCUCUGCCAUGACAUGUUCCGAAGCUCACGGCUAUGGUAUGCUUAUUGCUGUACUAAAGAGAAACAAACAAGAUUUUGAUGGCUUGUAUCGUUAUUUUCAAUCUUGGAAAAACAAGCGGGGACUGAUGCAAUGGCAACAAAAGUCUUCUGGUAACGGCACUUUUGUUCCUGGAGAUGAAGGAGGAGAAAAUUCGGCUACUGAUGGCGAUAUUGACAUAACCACUGCUUUAUUUCUUGCUGCCAAAGUAUGGGGCAAAGGGGAAAUUGACUAUCGUGCUGCUGCCACUUCAUUAGCCUCCAACCUCUGGAAGUACUGCUUCAACCAUGACACUUUCCUUCCCCUUGUAGGUGAUUGGGCUUCUGCGGGUGACUCAGCUCAUGUCUUGACCAGACCUAGUGAUUUUAUUUUAAGUGGUUUCCUCACUUUUUAUAAUGAGGAUAAAGCACGUCAGGAAAUCUGGGCAAAGGUAAUUAGUGCGGUCAUCAAGACCUAUCAAGCUCAACUUGCACUUCAUCCUGAUACGGGUUUGGUUGCUGACUUUUUGACUUUGGACUCCAAAACCAAAACCUAUAAGCCCGUUACGAAGCAAGUUUUGGAAAGUAAGCAUGAUCCUGACUAUAAUUGGAACUCCUGCCGUGUACCUUGGCGUUUGGCUCAUUACUUCAAGCUAUCCAAGGAUGAAAAAGUAAGACCUCUUCUUGAGGCAGAAGCGAAAUUCUUUGGUGAUGUAUUAACCAGGGGUCGUAAUGAUACUGAGUGUCCUAUCCGAGCUGGGUAUUAUCUAAAUGGAAAAUCCUAUGUCAACUACAGCGAUAAGGCCUUCAAUGCACCCGUUAGCUUUUUAUUCAGAACUCUUGGUCAAACUCAGCAGUUGCAACAGAUCAUGAAGUAUAUCAACAAGGAUACAGAGUCAAGUUAUUAUGGCGAUACGAUAGCCAUGCUUGGUUAUCUGCAAGCAGAGAAUAGUAGAUUUCGAAUACUAUUUAGCGCUUACACGUUGUUAGUUGCAGCAGAUAAUAGCCUUAUUACCGUCAACAACCCAGUAGCAAAUCAAGUAUUGACGCCAGGUCAGCAAGUUAUUGUCCAAUAUACAGUCAAUGGAAUACCGCCAAAUGGAAAACCUGUUACACAAGAGAUUCCCAACUAUCCCAAUUCAAUGGAUGUAAUCUUUCGCUGGACAGGAAAAAAUUCCAUCAGUAACGAGUUUAUCGCUUUGAAUGGUUUAAAUACUGAUCCAUAUCCCGGCAGUCUCAAAAAUCAAGUCUAUAGUCAUCGAUGGAAGUUACCCAACUGCCACUUCUUUCGUCGUUAUCAGCCUUCCGAAUGGACAUUUGCCAUGAUUUUUCAAACACAGUACUCAGAGAGCUUACCCGUUCCAGUGAAUCACCAUAACGCAACCAAAAAAAUAGUAGUUGUACCUUUAGGUCCAAAACAAUCCAACAUUACGCUUCCUCUUUCUGUGGUUUUUAAUGCUACUCUAAUGGCAGAUCCUCAUCAUAAAGGCUGUUAAAAAAAACAGUGUACUCACUCGUUGAAAUUAUUGUCUUCUACCCAUUUAUAAAUUUGAUUGAAAUAUUUGUCUUUAGUUCUUAAUGUACCAAGCAUGUCUAUAAUUAAUAUUUUAUUUUUCACUAAUAUCAGUUGUUU